UUUUCUUGUUCCCAUCCAUCGGGUUAUUAAAUCCCAAUAGUCUCUUAUAGUUCAUGCCGGAUGCCGUUGCAUGAACGAGAAGGAGGCUCAGAGGUUGCUAUUGAUAACUUUAGUCUUUGGUUUGAUGGCGUCUUCUUGAUAAGGUUGAUCUCCUGAUACGUGCCCCUUCUAUCCUCUACCCAGGACGCAUGCGGGUUGACCCUGAAGUUUCAGUUGCUUCUGAGCUCACUCCAUUCCAGAAGUUGGCCCAGUAGCUACCCAUCGUUUGUUCGCAGCUUCGUGCGCAGGUACUACGAUUCAGGAGUCCUGCGUAUUUACAUUGUUCGUCGUCGUUGAUGUCAUUUACCGCAAAAGUUCUCUCUAGUUAUACUCAGAGCAAACACUUGGUGCCCUUGUCUUAUAGGCGAGUUCAUCCUAACUAUAGCCCAUUACUAGUCAUGCGUCUUAGCAUAUAGUAAUCCCGAACAAGAGAAGUGCUUCUCAGAGCGCUGUGCCAUUGGUAUAUAAUUUCGACGCCCAUAUACCUUACAAAUCUUUCAAGAUGCUUCCUAGGUGGUUGAGCAUUUGGACUUUGCUCUAUUUACUCAUAUGUUUCGAUUUGGUAACCGCGGGGCGAUUGGGACCAUAUCCGAGACAAGAGACUUCUCCCUCGACGGCGGAGACAACAAAAACGACACAAAAUGACGAUCGAGAAACAACCCUAGCUCCGCCAGAUAACUCGGAAACUCCUUCUAGUUCACCAGCGAAGCCUACAUCCGUCGAGGUUACUACUAGUGCAACCAGUACCCCGGAAGCAACCACAAUCCCCUCUGCUAUCAACGGGAAUAAUCCGAGCAACGACAACUUCGCCGAAGAGCCAGCUGUUGUCACGGGCGAAUUGCCCCUACAGCCUCGACUAACGCCAGGAUGGGGCGUUUCCGGUGCGAUUAUGCUCAUUACCGGCAUCGUGUAUGCUUUGGUCGGCAUCAAAAAUACACGGCUACAUACUUUUUUCUCAUCGGCGUAUCUUGCUAGUCUUUGUGUGGCAGUUUUGAUCGUUUACGUUAUGAAUCCCCCCAUAUCGGAUGCUAUUCAGGGGGCUUACGUCGUAGCAGCCGUAUGCGCCGGUCUUCUCCUUGGUGGCGCUGCAACUAUCUUCAAGGAGCUUACCGAGGGCCUCGGAUGCCUUCUCGGUGGUUUCUGUUUUUCCAUGUGGCUUCUCACUUUGCACGAGGGCGGUUUGCUUCCGGCCACUACUGGUAAAGUGAUCUUCAUUGCUGCCUUUACGGUUGCAGGUUUCGCAUUCUACUUCAGUCACUAUACAAGGCCAUAUGCUAUGAUCGGCUUAAUGUCAUUCGCCGGUGCAACAGUUACGGUUUUGGGUAUUGACUGCUUUAGUAGAGCAGGGUUGAAAGAAUUCUGGGCUUAUAUCUGGAACCUCAACGAUAAUCUAUUCCCCCUCGAAGCCACUACGUAUCCGUUAACUAAAGGUAUAAAAGUAGAGAUCGCGAUAAUCAUCGUAUUAACCAUUAUUGGUUUAAUCUCCCAGUUCAAGUUAUGGCGCGUGAUUCAGGAGCAUCGUUCGAGACGAUUUGAAGAGCGAGCAGAGUUCCAAAGGAUGCGGGAUGAAGAGGAAGCCAGUGUCGGACGACGGGUCGAGGAAGACAACAAGCGCGAAAGGAGACAAUGGGAGACAACUUACGGAGAUCUGCCGACGCCAUCAAGCCCUACUGUCUCUCGCGACUCGGGAGUUGGUGAGAUUGAGAAUGAGAAUGAGAAGAAGGGUCAGGUCACCCAAACAACCGUCCAACCGGUGUCGCCAAGCGAGACGGAGAACGAGAAUGCAAUCGAGAUGACAGAUCUCCCAUCUGAAGACAAUACAUCGUCUGAAGUGGGUAAACAUCUGGAUGAGGGUCUGGUCAUUGCAGGGCAUAAUGAAGAUAAUCGAAUAACUGUUAGGGUUUCGAGGGAUUAUCACGAUGACGAGGAGACGGCACCCCUACCGGAGCCUGAUGAAAAGGCCUGGAUGGCCGGUGUCGAUAACGAAACGCAACCCGCAUCUCCAACAUCACUACGCAAUUCGCGAAGGAUCCCGAAUACGACUGGUCCCGAAAUAAUACCCUUACCGUUCAAAGUGCCGGAACUAGAAGAAGAGAACAUCGAUGACAACGACGAUAGGUCGUCAUUCGCAACGUUUGCCGACGAAGACGAUCGAUCCAUUACGCUAAGCAAGAGAGCAUCAAGAGCGUCCCUAUCACAUAGGUUAUCUGUGGGUUCAGGAAACUUACUGCGAAGUUUAUCCCAGCGUUCUAAACGAUCUGAGAAAUCUAAACGAGAGAGUGGAGAAUUCGAGUUGCCACAGCCGUCAUCUAGAUGGGGAGAAAGUAACGAAGGACUGGUAUCCAAGAAUCAGAAGCCUACUGGAGAUUCUGGCUCUGUCGCUGCUACCAUUGACGGCAUGAGCAGUAACGGUGAAAACGGCAUAGGAGUUGCUAAAUCGGAGAAACCGGCCCAUCCAAGGGAAAUCAAAGCGGAAUUGGCUGAUGUGUUGCCGAAACGCGAGUAUAAUUCUGGGGACAGACCCGUUGCACAGCCAGAGCCUAUCGACUCAGGUACCUGCCUUGAAGUUCGGCCCUAUUCUACAGUAGAGACAGUUGCAACCGACAUCUUGAACCCGUCAUUUCUAGGGGAGCCCCUUGGAAGUAAAUCGAAAAGGAGUAGCGCAACGAAUGUCAUAGGAAAGAUAGAUGAGGCAGAUGAUGCUAACCUUGCCAACGUGGUGGAAUCGAAAACUCCCUCUGAUACAUCCAAGGUUGCCAAGUCAGCAUCGCCAUCCGCUGUGUCCUCCGCGAGCCUCAUAAAAGAGCAUCUCCCUUCUAGUUUGUCACGCGUCGCGCUGUCAUAUCGCACAAACGAGUGGGCAAAACAUCUGACCCUAGCGGAAAAGCCUGAGCCUGAUACAUUGCACUUAAACGAGUAUGCCGAGGCCGAAGAGACUUCGAAGCAGCGAGAGGAAGCCCCAGCCCCUGUUAAUGUUGAUGAGUUGCAGCAAACAGCCGAGAGCGGUAUUCCAGCAGCCUCCAUUGUGAGGUCAUACUCUUCAGUAUCUAAUGCCCAAUCAAACGUACAGGCCUACCCAAGCCACAGUCUACGGACGAAAGGUCGUCGACAGUCAAGCGAUAUCAUUAUUCAACCAAUUCUAGAAGAGAAGGGUGACGAACAUAGUAUUAAAGUCGAUGCUAUACAGGAGGAGGGAGAUGGUUCCGCUUCAAGAUCAAGCCCUCCUUCGUCCUUAGAGUUUGAAUCACAAGGCAUGGAUCGACCUUCCGUUCCGGGUGUUGUAUCGUACUCCAGUCCUCAGACACUUCUUGGCAAGAGAGACAUGUUUCUACGCAACAAAUCUCAGUCAACUUUACUGUUCUUACCACCGAACCCCGAGACUACACAAUACACACUUAGAUCGACCAGCCAGAUGGAACAGCCUUAUAAUUUACCGGCUCCUUCGCCUUUUGCCAGCCAGGAUGCUGACGAUCUUCCUCUCAGCAAACGAAGAGAACUCAUUCGUCAAAGCAGUUUGCUUUCUGCUAAAUCGACUACAAUCAACCCCAGGCCAAAUAGCGCCAUGAGAAUGCCUUAUACGCCUGGUCAUAGUCCAGGGCCCACGUCGCCAGUCGCAGCUGACAGCGCGCAGUUCAACUCCCAUCAACCUCAGCGGCAUUCCACAGCGCCAACCCAAGCGCACCGCGAGGCCCAACUCGCUAGUUUCCGACAGUCCGUUGCUGUGGAUCUACGAUCCAGCACUCCCGUCUCGCCCGCCGUUAACAACAGCGGGGAGACUCCUCUGGUUCGCUCUACUUCUUCAACCUUGCUAGGACCUAUGGGGAUUCGCAACGGGAACCCGAACAAUGACAUUCAGUACAACAUCGAUCAGCAGAGAAGCGUGCUUCUAUCUCAGCGGGAACAAGAAGCCCAGAGAAGAGAGCAGGAGCGCCGAGAGAAAGAACGUAAUGAGCGCGCUUUUGAAGAGAUGAUGCGUCGUGGCGAUCUUAUAGAUGCUCACCGAGAAGCUAUGAGGAGGAUGCAAAGCAGUAUUAAGGAUCGAUAACGGAAAAGUGUUUAAGGGGCUAUGAGCAUACGCGUGGGAAAAAAAGAUUUAUUGUAACGGAUAUACGGAUUUCUGGUUUCAUUAAUUUC
Messenger RNA from Daldinia vernicosa, 4173 nucleotides. RefSeq lists its product as uncharacterized. The record is from RefSeq and is a predicted model, not a curated record. NCBI's taxonomy places the organism in Eukaryota, Fungi, Ascomycota, Sordariomycetes, Xylariales, Hypoxylaceae. Bases 542 to 4084 code for a protein of 1180 amino acids. The transcript is spliced from 2 exons.